This is a messenger RNA of Eimeria acervulina, 624 nucleotides long. RefSeq lists its product as hypothetical. The transcript has a single exon. Bases 1 to 624 code for a protein of 207 amino acids. The record is from RefSeq and is a predicted model, not a curated record. NCBI's taxonomy places the organism in Eukaryota, Apicomplexa, Conoidasida, Eucoccidiorida, Eimeriidae.
AUGGGUAUUUUGUUUGCUGCUGCUUUUGGUCGGAACAAUUCUAUGCUUCUCUCAACUGCAGCACGAAGAUCCACUGAAGAACCUUCCUCCUGCAGCAGCAGCAGCAGCAGCAGCAGCAGCAGCAGCAGCAACAGCAGCAAGAGCAGCAGAAGCAGAAGCAAGAGCAGCAGAAGUACAAGUAGCAGCAGCAGCACCAAAAGCAGCAGCAAAAGCAACAGCAAAAGCAACAGCAAAAGCAGCAGUAAUAGCACCAUCAGCAGAAGCAGCAAUGACAGCAGUAGAGGCAGCAGCAGAAACAGAAGCAGCAGCCGCAGAAGCAGCAGCAGCAGCAGCCGAAGUAGUAAUAGCAGCAGCAUCCUCAGCAGCAUCCGCAGCAGCAUCCGCAGCAGCAGCAGCAACAGCAGCAGCAGCAACAGCAGCAUCCGCAGCAGCAGCAGCAACAGCAGCAGCAUCCGCAGCAGCAGCAGCAACAGCAGCAGCAGCAUCCGCAGCACCACCAGCAGCAGCAGCAGCAGCAUCAACAACAGCAGCAACAGCAGCAGCAGCAGCAGCAUCAACAGCAGCAGCAGCAGCAGCAAGGGAAGGAAGCAAAAGAGCAGCAAGAUGUCUAUCUUACAUUUUUAG